AUGCACCUCUCCAUCCUACUCUCGCUCGUCACGACAGCUCUUCCGCUCGCCCUCGUCGACGCCGCCCCUGCGCCUGCCGCCGACGUCGCCUCGACCGACUCGUACCGCGACGACGGGCACUGCGGCGGAGGAGGCGGGUACGGCGGGAAGGUCGACGACUGGGGUCGCUGCGGCGGAAAAGGAUACACGGGUCCGACUGAAUGUAAGGAUGGAUUCUACUGCAAGCUUUGGUCCGAGUGGUACUCGCAGUGCAUUGAGAAGCCGCACCCGUAUCCUCCUCCGCCGAAGACGACAAUCUCCACGACGACCUGGGCGCCGUACCCGACAUACGUUCCCGGCGGCGGCAAGUGCAAUUCGUGGCAGAAGUGCGAAUCCGGCUUCACUUGCGUGAAGGGCCACUGCGUGAAGGAUCACAAGACCUCGUCGACCACCUCCUACAAGACCUCCUCGACCUCGAAGACGCCCUAUCCGACGCACAAGCCGCAGUGCUGGUCCGACAAGCAGUGCUCGUACGGCGAGGUCUGCUUCGAGGGCUACUGCAAGAAGGAACACAAGCCCACGACCAGCUGCUCGACCUCGACCACCUCGAAGGGCGGCUACCCUCACUCCACCUCCACCACCUCCUACGGCGCUUACCCGACCGGCUACCCUUCGACCGCGCCGGCUUGGGGACAAUGUGGCGGAAAGGGAUGGCACGGGCCGACGACUUGCGGCGCCGGUUACGUUUGCAAGUACCAAAAUGUUGGCUGGUCGAUGUGCGAGCCGAAGCACUGA
This is a messenger RNA of Rhodotorula toruloides NP11, 774 nucleotides long. Its product is annotated as fungal cellulose binding domain containing protein. Gene Ontology annotation, molecular function: cellulose binding. Bases 1 to 774 code for a protein of 257 amino acids. Gene Ontology annotation, cellular component: extracellular region. The record is from RefSeq and is a predicted model, not a curated record. Gene Ontology annotation, biological process: carbohydrate metabolic process. The transcript has 5 exons. Lineage: Eukaryota; Fungi; Basidiomycota; Microbotryomycetes; Sporidiobolales; Sporidiobolaceae.